This is a messenger RNA of Condylura cristata (star-nosed mole), 864 nucleotides long. RefSeq names its product family with sequence similarity 3, member B (gene FAM3B). Lineage: Eukaryota; Metazoa; Chordata; Mammalia; Eulipotyphla; Talpidae. Bases 1 to 864 code for a protein of 287 amino acids. The record is from RefSeq and is a predicted model, not a curated record. The transcript has 7 exons.
AUGGCCGCCUGCGUUAUUAAAGCAGCCAAAGGUGAAGCCAGCGUUUGCCUCAUCGAGGGCAUCGAAAUGCGAAACGGCUGCAAAGACAGGAGUGGCCGAAGCCAGACAGCAGUGUGCCGGAGGAUCGGGUUUCCAGGAGCAUCUCCCUCAUCUGGGCGGGUGAAAGAGCGCAGGCUGCCAGGCCAGAACACCUGUGGGAACGACGGCUUCCUGGACACGCCCCUGGACAUGCUGGCCCUCAGGCUCAUAGGAGAAAAGGCCAGAAAUGUUGGAAGAGGAAUAAAUAUCGCCAUUGUCGACUACGUGACGGGGAAGGUGCUGGCCACUCAGCAUUUCGACAUGUACGAAGGCGAUCAUUCUGGAGCGAUGACAAAGUUCAUCCAGAGUGCGGCCCCGAAGUCCCUCAUCUUCAUGGUGACCCAUGACGACGGCAGCAGCAGGCUGACGGAGGGCGCCAAGAAGGCCAUCGAGGCGCUGGGGAGUCGGGAGAUCAGGAACAUGCGCUUCAGGUCCAGCUGGGUCUUUCUCGCCGCAAAAGGCUUCGAGCUUCCCGCGGACCUCCAGAGAGAGAAGGUGAGGUUCCCAGCGCCGCUGCCCCGGCACCCCGGGACCCAGGGCUCGGCCAUCCCGCCUGCCCGCCUGGGCUCCUUCCUCCAGGAGGGGGCGCAGGGCAGGCCCAUCUGUCCUGAAUGGCGCCAGAUGGGCGCCAGCGGGCAGCCAGCGGCUCUGUCCCUGCCCAGCCCCUCGGUGCCCCCGCCCGACACUGCCCCACCGCCCCAGGACCCCCGCCCCGCCCACGGGGCCCUGAACCCAGGCCUGAGUGCUGUGUGGGCAAGUCCGGAGCAUGCCAGGCCCCUCAGCUGA